CUAGCAUCACAUCAGUAGGCGCGCGACCAUCGCAACGAACGCUCGUCACAUCGCACAAAGCGUUCACGCAAACAAAAUAUUAUCGUAUAUUGAUCCGCUCCCGCGGCGCAGCGAUCAGCGUGACAGUGUUGCAGUGCAAGGCCGGCGCAACGGAGGCGGUGCAAGGCAUGCUGAUGGCGGGCGCUCUGCCGGCCGAGCCCGAGGGGCUGCUGGCGUUAGGCGCGCUGCCCGGACAAAAGGACACCACAUGGACGAAGCUGUUCGUCGGCGGUCUGCCCUACCACACCACCGACAAGAGUCUGCGGGAACAUUUCGCGGUGUACGGGGACAUCGAGGAGGCGGUCGUCAUCACAGACAGGCAGACGAGUAAAAGCAGAGGAUAUGGAUUCGUAAUAAUGGGUGACCGUGCAGCGGCGGAGAGGGCCUGCAAAGAUCCAAACCCCAUCAUAGACGGGAGGAAAGCCAACGUCAAUCUCGCGAUAUUAGGCGCAAAACCUAGAGGGAAUUUAGCACCAGGCUUUGGGCUGGCAGCGGCCGCUGCGGCAGGCGUGCGCGCCGGCUACCCCACCGUGCUACAGUCGCCGUAUGGGUUGUCCCCGGGGUACGUGUACGGCACGCCGGGGUAUGCGGUGAGCGGGGUGGGUGGCGGCGUGGGUGCGAGCGCAGGCGGGCUGGUGCAACUGCCGCCGUUGCAGCACGCCGCUGCCGUGGCUGCCGCAAACCACCUGUACGAGUACCAGGCGGCUGCGGCUCAGGGCGCUGCAGCUUACCAGCAGCAGUACGCAGCUGCUGGCUUCGAUCCGUACGCAACAGCUGCAGCUGCGGCAGCGGCUGCGAGCGGCGCGGGCUACAUGUCUCCGUACUACGCGCUGCCGGGCGGCGGCGUGCAGGCGCCCCUCCUGCCACCUCUACCCUACCCGCCGCAGCUGCAGGAGGCGCGGAUGCAAUGAGACCGCGUUCAACAGACUCCGUGGCUACACUACUACUCAACUAAUACGAUGCCUUAGUUUAACUUCAGCCUCUGCGCAUUAAGUGGGCAAAAAGCGUAGACAGUCGCACAUAAUGAGCGCAAUCUAGCGGCUGUCCGCUUGCAUUAUUCAAUCUGUCAUUUGCGACAAGUGACACGCUGCUUACCUCGACUUGAUGUGUAGUAUUCGUCCAAGUAGCCGCAAUCUGUUGAUAAAUUGUGAUGAAACUAAAAAAAACUUCUAAGAUUCAAGUAUGACAUUUCCAAAGGUGAAUUGAAAUUGUGAAAUGGAAUUGAAAAUGUUACCGCUACACAACCAAAUAUUAUGUAAACGUUUAACACUAACGUAUCGCGUUUAAACCAAAAAGAAGUAUAAAUGACCAAAGCUAUGAGCUUAUACCAAAACAUUGAAGACAUCUCGAUACAUAAUUCUUUAAGGUACGGAUAAAGGUGAUGGGUCGAACUCUAGUAGACAUACUUAAUAUAGGAAAUAUGUACGUUAAAUUGAGGUUAUUCUAGAUAAUAAUUAGCUAUGUUAAACAAAGCUCUUGCCACGCCUUCCUGUAAUCACAUAUAGUUUUACUAACAUAUUAAAUAUAUCUGUACAUAUUACCCAUUAUUUUCAAAAUAAUAGAAGAGAUUAAAAUAAAGAAAGCUGUUAAAUGACAAUAAAAACUUGAAGAACUGUCUUUUCACCUUAAAUAUUCUUUAAAUCCUUUUAUUCAAGUCCAAAAACUUAAUUUAUUUUAUUAUACUUGAAAUGAAUGCUUCAUUACUCAAGUUACAUGUUUACUAUUUUUUUAUUAUUUAUUUUUAAGUUUUUGUUUUGUCCGAUGAUUUUAUAUCAAAUUGUCUUGAUUUUUAUCUCUGAUAUCUUCUUUUUUUUCAUCUGUGCUUUUUACGAUAUAUGACGAAAAAUAUUUUUAUACUUAAAAACAUGUAAGUAGAAGUAUUCUUGUAUUUCAUAUCUAUUUAAUUUGUACAGUAAUUCUGGACGAAUUAAAUACUAAAGUUUGUCAAAUCACAGCUUACUUUGAUAAGUCGCAAUUUAUAACCUAAAAGAAAUUUAGAUUUCAGAAAAAUUUAUAUGCAGUCGCUAUGAGAAUUUUUAAAAUAUAACGUAGUAUGUAAUAUCAUAAAGAUAGAUAUAAAAAAGAUGUCAUUAUUUUCUUAGCGAUUGAAUUCACGUCCGUCGACUAAGACUGAUGUCAUAGUUAUAGAUGGAUGAAGAGGUUAUGCGAUGUGUAUGUAAUGUAGCUUAUCUAAGUCGGUAAUUACAUGUCCAUAUUGCUCAAUGUGUCCAGGAAGGACGGUUUAGCGUAAGGAGAGCAAUAAAGGGCUUAUUUAAUAUUAUAAUUAAUAUAUGUACUUCUAUCGCUGUAAACUUAGUUCGUAAUAAACGCCCUUCUAACAUUAUGUUCUCCAAAGCGGUAUAGGGUACUUACUAGGUAGUUUAAUUCAAUUACUAGUCCAUGUAAUUUUAAUGAUAAAUAAAUUAGACUUCCGCCGGCCGUUCCUAAUUAACUAACAUAACGAACGCCUCAUUUCGAUGGUUUCUGCUUUUUAAAGAAAUAUAUAACUUCGUAAGAAUACGAGCAAUGAAGGUUGUAAAUGCUAAGGCUAUUACCAGAUCAGAGCGUGGAGUGGCCGGCAUGUAGUACAAGUUAAGGGCAUUAGACCUAUAGGGAUUACUGAACCUAAGGUCUUAAGGUUAGUAUUAAUGUAAUUUGCUGUUAUUCGUAAUUUAUUUUGUUGAUAUUUGUAAAGCGUCAUGUUGAUAACUAUUUAUUGUGGAAGAGUAAUAAAAAAUUGUUAAAUAUUUAACGACCGAAUCAAAUCUCCCUUAGGGCUCUCGUAGACUACCGACUUUUUACCGGCUGAUAGGUUAGUCGGACUUUUAAUCAGUAUGACCAUGUAAUGAUGUACGCACAUUACUCCGAUUUUGUUUUACAUGAUUUUGGCUUGCCGUCUCGAUUAAAUUGUCUGUCGAUUAAAAGUGUGUAGUGUGUGGGGACCGUCUUAUCACCAUCUAAGUCUUAAGUAGUGAUUCGGUCCAAUAUUAUAUUGAAAUAUACACAGUAAACUUUAUAAUUGUAAGUAGGUUUUAAUGUUUAAUGCAUACCAAAUGGAACAUUAAAUAGUUUUAGCCAUAGUUGUGGCCAUCUUGCCUUACAUAUACUACUUAUUGUAUAGUUUAUAUAAAAGACUAUAUAAUACAUUACUACACAUAUCAUCGAACCGGGUGUACGAUUUCAGUGUCAGUGUGCACUGUUCAGUCCAUUUUAUAGUGCAUUUCAUUCACAGUAAGCACAAUUAUUUAUGUAUUACGUACUCGAUAAAUGGAAGUUCAUAAUAAAAUACUUAAUAAUUGUUAUGAGUAAAUUAAAAUUAUACUGUAAUUGUACUUAAUUUAGGUUUAACUAAAAUGGAAAAUAAUUUUGU
This is a messenger RNA of Papilio polytes (common Mormon), 3409 nucleotides long. RefSeq names its product RNA-binding protein 24-B-like. Gene Ontology annotation, molecular function: RNA binding. NCBI's taxonomy places the organism in Eukaryota, Metazoa, Arthropoda, Insecta, Lepidoptera, Papilionidae. The transcript has 5 exons. The coding region runs from base 168 to 950 and encodes 260 amino acids. Gene Ontology annotation, cellular component: cytosol. The record is from RefSeq and is a predicted model, not a curated record.